UUUACCCAAAAACGAAUAUUAUUACCAAAAAAUGUUAACUGAAUUCUCACUCCACGCGUUUUCAACGCGGCGUUUACACUUCGAGAUAUACUUAUAUAUAUAAUUAUAAUACAUACAGAAGCCGCAAUCCGCCACCACCACUCGCCCCCAUCGGAAAAAAAACAAAAACCCUAAUUUCUGCUGUAAUUAAAUUAAUGGAGAAAAUGGAAAAGCCAGAAGAAUUCGAGAAGGUGUUCAGCAAGUUCGACGCGAACGGCGACGGGAAGAUCAGCUCCGCCGAGCUCGGCGCCGUUCUGAACGGGCUCGGCUCCAAAACCUCCGACGAGGAGGUGGCGCGUAUGAUGACGGAGCUGGACACCGACGGGGACGGCUUCAUCGACAUAGUGGAGUUCAGGAAAUUCAACCGCGGUGGCGACGCCGACGCCGACGCCGAGCUGAAGGAGGCGUUCGACAUGUACGACAAGGAUAAGAACGGCCAGAUCUCGGCGAGUGAGCUGCACGCGGUGCUCAGGACGCUGGGGGAGAACUGCUCCGUCAAGGACUGCGGCAGAAUGAUCGAAUCAUUCGACGUCGACGGCGAUGGAUCGAUUAACUUCGACGAGUUUAAGAAGAUGAUGACCGGUGGUGGCUGAUUCUUCUUCGUCUCCAUAUAGUUUUCUCUCUCCUCUCUCUAAUUUUUUUCAAAUGUAAUUUUCUUUUUUAGGAUUUUAUUUUUUCCUUUUUUGUCUGCUUUCUGAUUGGGUGGCUGUUAUUAUAUGAUUAUUCUAACUGUUCUUGUUUCUAUAA
Molecule: messenger RNA, 786 nt
Organism: Erythranthe guttata (spotted monkey flower)
Lineage: Eukaryota; Viridiplantae; Streptophyta; Magnoliopsida; Lamiales; Phrymaceae
Product: putative calcium-binding protein CML18
Molecular function (GO): calcium ion binding
Source: RefSeq, a predicted model, not a curated record